Messenger RNA from Anopheles cruzii, 799 nucleotides. Its product is annotated as adipokinetic hormone/corazonin-related peptide-like. The record is from RefSeq and is a predicted model, not a curated record. Lineage: Eukaryota; Metazoa; Arthropoda; Insecta; Diptera; Culicidae. The transcript has 3 exons. Gene Ontology annotation, cellular component: extracellular region. Bases 101 to 439 code for a protein of 112 amino acids. Gene Ontology annotation, molecular function: hormone activity.
CUCAGGCUGGCGUAUUCGAUUGGGUGAAGCCUUUGCGGUCGUAUCAGUGGUACUUUUCAGUGCGGUGAAAACGGAAGUGCAGCGAAAACGCGGAUUCAGCAUGAUUGCGAAUAGGUCAACCCGCCGUCUCGUGGUCAACGUGGGGCUGCUGGCGGUACUUUGUGCGGUGCUGCUUCCGGUUCCGGAAGCAGCCGCGCAGGUUACUUUUUCCCGUGAUUGGAAUGCGGGAAAGCGCUCUGAGCCGAUCGGAGCUGGCGGCGAUUGUGCUGCCAUCUGGCGCUCUGUGAACAAUCUAUGUGCGGUGGUUACGAAAAACAUCCAACACUUAACGCUCUGCGAGACCCGUUCUCUGCUGAAAUCGCUACAAACGGAUGACGCUUCGAUGGAGCGGGACAACAGCGGGACCAAUUUACCAAUGUUCACCAACAGCCAUAUCUAAGUCGGGCAAUCGAAGCCACUCAUCAGCUGUAUCGGCAAACGGAAUCAGUGUAACAAGUGAAAUCAUGCCAGACCAGCAGUAGCGAGAUGCCUCUAACUGAAUGUAUCCGAAAAAACCGUGUAGUGAUCAGAACCCUCCUUCGUUUUUAGUGAACCUUUCCCAGAAACCCCGGAAUGUUGUAGCCUGCCGAUCCGAAACAUAAGCGUAAACUCUGUAAGCCACCCAAAAGCUGUCCACCGCACAGGUGCCCCAAAGGUGUAAGCAAAAAUAAAGCAGCAGUAGCAUUGAAGGUGCUAAGAAAAUGCAUCAAACCGUGCAAUUUAACUAAGGAAGAAUGAAAUAAAGGAGCUCUGCGAUGUA